UGGAAAGCACCCCAAAUCUAUUCUAACUCCCACAGAAAAAGUGCUUAUACCAAAAACAGCUGAAUUUGGUAUCUCCACUACUUUGAUUAAUUCUAAGACAUGGAUUUUGAUUCUUCUUUCUUUCAACACCAAAACCUUAACUCCUCCUUUUCAAAUCCUUCUUUUUCUUCUGAAUCUUUCUCUUGGGAAGAUUUCUUUUUCUUCAAUGAAGACAACAACACACUUCUUCCCUUCAUUGAAUCAUCUUCGGAUUCCAACACUUCAGGAUCUCAGCUUAGCCUCACUGAAUCAUCAUCAUCAACAACACAAGAAGUCUCGUCCAAUUCAACUCAAACCGAACAAGUCAAAUUAGAACCACACACAUCAUCAUCACCGCCGCCGCCGCCAUCACCGCCGCCUAAGGAGGAAAUUACGAAGAGGCCAUUCAGGGGAGUGAGGAGAAGGCCAUGGGGGAAAUUCGCAGCCGAAAUAAGAGACUCCACGAGAAACGGUGUUCGAGUGUGGAUUGGCACGUUCGACACGGCUGAAGCAGCGGCUCUAGCUUAUGACCAAGCGGCUUUGUCCACGAGAGGUUCCAUGGCAGUGCUGAAUUUCCCCGAGGAAGUGGUGAGGGAGUCACUGCAAGACAUGGCUAACAAGCCUUGCGAAGAUGGUUCCUCUCCUGUGUUGGCACUCAAGAGAAACCACACCAUGAGAAGAAAGUCCAAGUCCAAUAAGGCAACAAGUCACAAAAGGGCUAAAAGGGAAGAAACAAUGCAGUUGGAGAUUAAUCUCUCCACAAAUGUUAUAGUUUUGGAGGAUUUGGGUUCUGAAUAUCUUGACCAACUCUUGAGCUUGACUUCUUCUCAAGAAAUCCCAUUUGGUAGCUAGCUCCUCCGUAGUGUUGAAUUUGGUUAUUCUUUCAUGGUAAAUUCUUUCUAUUCCGUUUCCGGAUUAAGAUCUCCCAAUGAAAUGAAAGUGCAUCACGUCAAUUAAAAGUGCAUGAAUAUAAAAUUAUAAUUAUACAAGAUUCAUUUUUAAUUGAGUUAGCAGGAUUUCAUUGGUGAUACAAGAAAUGAGACACCAUUUAAACUCAAAUGAUUUUAAUCCACUCAUUUCUUUCUAUUAAUAUCUUUUUCAUCA
Molecule: messenger RNA, 1122 nt
Organism: Lotus japonicus
Lineage: Eukaryota; Viridiplantae; Streptophyta; Magnoliopsida; Fabales; Fabaceae
Product: ethylene-response factor C3-like
Exons: 1
Coding region: 100-870 (256 amino acids)
Biological process (GO): regulation of DNA-templated transcription; ethylene-activated signaling pathway
Molecular function (GO): DNA-binding transcription factor activity; DNA binding
Source: RefSeq, a predicted model, not a curated record